UGAAGUUGAAACACAUCGAAGCUGUCGAUACGAUUACCAAGUUUCUUAUUCAAAAUCUUUACGUGUUCGAUAAUAAUGCGUACGUGUGUGUCUGUGUGUGGGGGGAUGAAGAGGGUAAAGAAAAUACGAAGAGGAAACUUGAUGGAGGGUCGAGAAUAACUACACUCCUUCCGAGAUGCUCGCCUUGGCGGCGACUGAUGGUGUCUCGUGUGCGGUAGUUAUCCAAGAGUGGGAGUAGUAUGAUUUGGCUGCUGGAGUUGAAUGGUGGGGGAAGAGCGCACCUAUACCGGCAGCACGGAACUCGGAAGAACAUCGUGCUCAGCGGUAUUCGCUUGCGAGCCGGCGUUGGAAGCGGAUCGCUAUACUGCGUACGCUUGUCUCUACUUUUGCACGCCGCGAAUUAUUAUCAUCCCUGUCGUCUGUCAUUUUGAUUUUGCUUAUAUAGUUAAUAUACAAAUAACCUGUUAGAUCAAUUUAGAUAGAAAAAAAUUCGAAUUAUUGUUCAUUCGAAUAAUACGUUUGAGUUGAUUUUUUAUUUUAUUUUCCUUUUUCUUUUUUUUUUGUAUUUAUUGACAUGCGUCAAAUUUUGAACAAUUAAAUGAUUGUGAAGAAAAGAGAGAUCGAGUGGUAAGGAAAUCGUAAAGAUCAAUUUGUACGUGAAAUUAAUUAAAAAGGAUAAUAGGAGAUAUUUUGUAUGGAAUAAAAUAAGAAUUAGAUAAGUCGUAGAUUUCGAGAAAAGGCGAAGAAAACGUUGACCGGUUGACCGGUAGAGCGCGGAACGGUGUACCGGACGGUUCGCGAUAAAAUUCACGGUGGAAAGUGCUACACGCUCCGAUUCACCGUGCGUUAUCCGAAGAAACAGGAGGCAGAGUAAGGAAGAAAAGAAGGAAGAGAAAGAAAAAGAGAAAGACAGAGAAAGACUUCACGCUCGUCGAAGAGAGAUUAAAAGAACAGAGAACCGAAAAUUUCAAAGUUUCUAUAGACAAUUUGUUAAUCGAAAUUUCUUGGAAAAACUCGUAUUCGAUAGAACACCCCACUACGAAAAGACUUUUUGUGGUAUACAUCGGAUUUCAAUUCAUCAUCAAGAUGAUUACUGGAUUCGUUCUGACGCUGUUGAUCUCCGUCAGCGGCAUUUACUGUCAAAACAAUAGCUUGCUCUCGAGCGAAGUCCUGCAGGAUUACGAUCCGCAAUUCAUGGUGGGCUGUUACUUUCCUGCAGAAUAUCAGGGUGAAUUCGUGACGCAGGUGAACGUUAAGGACAGCACCAUUGGCACAACGAACGAGCCUAUUCAAUACUCGACCAUUAACAUUACUUACAAUGCCAUCCCGGUCUGGGGUUAUUGUCGUAGAAGAGUCGGUGAAAAUGUUCUCUUAAUAGACAGAUACGGUGACGGCGAUUGUAUACGGUGCUUUCGGCUAAAGCGAAGAGCUCGCAACGUUAUCGAAGUAUUCUCGGAAGAUCUCAACAGGUGUUACACUUACGAAUCAGCCGCCAUUGCUUCGUGCGAAACUCUGAACUCUACGUCCAUUCUUUACCGUACCAAGGAAGUCGGCGGUGCACCAAUUAGAAACGAAUAUUGUCCUAUAGUAGGAGGAUAUCAUUUUAAAUACAGUCUUAACGAUGAUUCAUCCAUAUCAACCGAAUGCAACUCGUUCUUCUCGAAUCUUCAUAACUGUCCUGAUGGAUCUGUCUUGCAUUUAAAAUUCAAUGAUUGCACCUUUGAGUCACGUGAAUUGAGCUUCAACUGUUUGGGUAGCUGGCCAGGUGGUCCUUAUGGUUCAACUUAUAUUGCCUUGGUAGAAAAUGAUGCUAUAAAAGAAAAUCGUCCUCAGUAUCGUUGUGGCUUGUUCUAUGUUGAUUACAAAAAAGGAAGAACGUACAUGGCCUUCAGUAGUGAUUCCAGUUGUACAAAAGGUUUAGCCAAUUCUACGAGCGGAUUUGAGACAUUUGUUCUAAGCAAAAUGGCUAAUCAAAAGCCGAUACCAAAUUAUGUGAAAACUCAUGUAGCAACGUUUCCAAAGUGGGCACAGGGAUUGUGGGAAGAGUCCCUCAUCGUAAAUGGUACAAUGACUUUCACCGAUCUCAACGGAUAUAACAGUUACACUUUCGUUACGGUUGAAUCAAACGAUGAAACUGGACGUUACGUAGUCUAUUCAAAGGAUCAUUGUGAGAAUGAGGCCUACGUAUGCUUGAUGAUGAGACAACGCAGUGAAAACGUAUUAGAAUUCACGAUAGGGAUGGUAAUGAAUCCAGGUUAUCAAGAUUAUUUGUGUGACGAUUCAAACUUCGAUAAACCAGUGUGGAUGACUCAAGCACGUAUUGAACGAAUAGUAGAAUCACCUUGUCCAAUAACUGGACAAUACACGGGUAAGAUAACCGAUUUAUCGGGCAUGUGUGCAGAGUUGAGUAGCAAUUGCAAUACUCGAGAAAUAAUGUAUUAUAAAGUUUAUGACUGUGAGUCCGAGGAACUCUAUGAAGAACGGACGUAUUUGUGCUUGGGACAGUGGGAAGAGAAAGGUGUAAUGUACACCUACACGAUGAGAAACGACACAGGUACAAAAGAGUGUUUUGUCGGCUUGAUCGUUAAUGACGAGGAAAUUUAUAUUAAGGAAGCAGGUGAUCAUUGUAUCAGAGAUAUAGAUCCUAAGGAGCAAGGAAUGAGAUUGUACAAAAAAGGACAAUGUUAUGGAAAUUCUCCUAGUCCUGCACCAACACCAAUGAAACCUCGUAAUCCUAUAAGUGUGUCGACAACUCCACGAUCCAGAUUUUCGGGUGGAACCACGAGAAGACCAGGAGGAGGUGCUCCAUCUUCCGCAUUAUCGAGAAAUCUUCAAAAUAAUGCUUUAGUUGUUGUAAUGGUACUUGCCGUAUUUCUUAGAAUAUUUAAUUUUACGUAGUGGACGAACGAUAUUUUUAGUUUAGGAUAAUGCAAGUAGAUAACGAAACUCUAUAUUUAUAAGCUCGAUGAACGUUUUAUUCUCGACAAAUUAAAUAAGAAAUCGUUUAUAGGUAGAGAAUUGCAAUAUUUAAUAUGACACUAUAAAUAUUUAAAUAUACGAUAACGUGUUUUCGUAUAAAGUGUAGAAAGUUUACAAUACAUUUUAUAUCAAAUUAUACUUUAAUUACAAGACUAAAUCAAAGUGCACCAUAUGAUCUUCGUUAGAAGUUCGACAAGUGUACAAAAACUCGAAUAACAUUACUGAAAUUUUAUAGAUAGAACGAGUCAAGAAAGUAUUUUACGUAAAACAAGAAAAAUACAAUAACUAUCUUUUACUGUAAUAUAAUAACAAAAUUGAUCAAUUUUUUCUUAGAUCAAAUCAUUUUAUAAGAUACAAAUCAUUUUCGUCGGCUAAGUAUUGUAAAUUAUCGAGAAGACCCAAAGAUCUUGUAAUCUUUUUUUUAUUACUUGAUUCCUGAUAUAAACCAAUAUAUUUUAUGCGAGGCAAGAAUUUAAUCUAUUUGAACAUAGUACAUAUAACAAAGUUAUUUAUAUAUAAUAAGCUAUUUCUUUAUAUUUCAUAUUCCAAAUUUUCUUUGAUCAGUUUAUAUGUGUCAUAAUAAUUGAAUUUAUACAAAAAACAAACUUUAACGAUACACAAUUUUAUGAUUAAAAAAAAAAUAUAUUUACUCGCAGACAUAAUAUAGAAACAUGAGCAACGAUAAGACUGAUAUAUACCUUUGACUUUUAUAUAAUUCAAGAGUAUUUUUUUAAGAACAAACUUAUGAUCAUAAAAUAUUUCAAAACUAUAUCCGUAGAAUAUACAAAACAAAUAAUAGAAAAUUUAUGAAAUAGUAAUUCUUUCAAAAUGCUCGUUUAUUCAGUUAUUAAAUUAUAUAAAAAUCUAUAGUCCUGUAAUACAGUCUUUUAAUCCAUUUUGUUUGAUGCUCUAUUUUAAAUCUUAAAU
Molecule: messenger RNA, 3906 nt
Organism: Polistes dominula (European paper wasp)
Lineage: Eukaryota; Metazoa; Arthropoda; Insecta; Hymenoptera; Vespidae
Source: RefSeq, a predicted model, not a curated record